This is a messenger RNA of Saprolegnia diclina VS20, 313 nucleotides long. Its product is annotated as beta-glucosidase. The coding region runs from base 47 to 313 and encodes 88 amino acids. Gene Ontology annotation, biological process: carbohydrate metabolic process. The record is from RefSeq and is a predicted model, not a curated record. Gene Ontology annotation, molecular function: beta-glucosidase activity. The transcript has a single exon. NCBI's taxonomy places the organism in Eukaryota, Oomycota, Saprolegniomycetes, Saprolegniales, Saprolegniaceae.
GUUCUUCACUUUUUCACUUGCCUCAUCAAGCACCAACGCGAACACCAUGCCUAUGCUUCAAUUCCCUGACGGCUUUGCCUGGGGCGCCGCCACCGCCGCGUACCAGGUCGAAGGCGCCGCUGACGAAGGCGGCCGCGGCCUCAGCAUCUGGGACGCCUUCUCCAAGACGCCCGGCAAAACUCUCAACGGCGACACCGGCGACAAGGCGGUGGACCACUACCACCUCUACAAGGAGAACGCUCGGCGGCCUCUGCGUUGCGCGCGAACGUCGCCGCGUCGUCCGAUGGCUUUGGCUCGCGCCAUUCGCAGUUGA